This is a messenger RNA of Trifolium pratense (red clover), 751 nucleotides long. RefSeq names its product dirigent protein 21-like. The transcript has a single exon. NCBI's taxonomy places the organism in Eukaryota, Viridiplantae, Streptophyta, Magnoliopsida, Fabales, Fabaceae. The coding region runs from base 33 to 593 and encodes 186 amino acids. The record is from RefSeq and is a predicted model, not a curated record.
UCACUAAUUCCUUAGUAAAAAAUUAACCAAGAAUGACUUCCAUUUUAAGCUUCUUUCUUCUUUUCAUUAGUUGCUUAAUGAAUGUUCAUGGAAGAGCAAUAUCCUCACAAGAAUCUCAUAUAAUGUUACCUUCAGAAAAACUAGAAAGUUUCACCCACUUACACUUCUUUUUCCAUGAUAUCUUAGAUGGUGAAAAAGCAACUACACUCAAAAUUAUCAACCCACCUAGUGAAUCAUCACAUGGUCCUUUUGGAUCCACUUAUGUUAUAGAUAACCCUUUGACUAAAGAACAAAAUCUAAGUUCAAAACUUAUUGGAAGAGCUCAAGGAACUUAUGCUUUAGCUUCUCAACAAGGUGAUUUUGCAUUUAAGAUGGAUAUUAAUUUUAUUUUUAUAGAAGGUAAGUAUAAAGGGAGCACACUAACAAUGCUUGGAAGGAAUGUUAUUGUGAAUGAAAUUAGAGAAAUGCCUAUUGUUGGAGGUACUGGUGCCUUUAGGUUUGCAAGUGGUUAUGCUUUGGCAAAGACUGUUUGGUAUAAUUCUACAUCUGGAAAUGCUAUUGAAGAGUUCAACAUUACAAUUAGCCAUUUGUAAAUAUAUAUAUCUUGAUUGUUUUGUGUUGUGGCAUCAAUAAUUAAACAUACUUGUGUCUGUUUGUUAUGCUUUUUUUUUCUUAAUUAUCUUGCUCUUGUUUUUUUUUUAUAUAUAUUGUUAGAAAAUAAUAUAAAACCAUUUAUAUGACUUUAUCCUAA